Messenger RNA from Lytechinus variegatus (green sea urchin), 1104 nucleotides. RefSeq lists its product as uncharacterized. The transcript has a single exon. Gene Ontology annotation, molecular function: zinc ion binding; nucleic acid binding. Bases 1 to 1104 code for a protein of 367 amino acids. NCBI's taxonomy places the organism in Eukaryota, Metazoa, Echinodermata, Echinoidea, Temnopleuroida, Toxopneustidae. The record is from RefSeq and is a predicted model, not a curated record.
AUGAACAACCUUGCUCCACCUUCGGAAAGCCCUGCAACUAAGAUUAGUCAUCGACAAGAACCGAAGUCCAGCAAUGAUGAUGUUCUCGCCAACAGUUUGAAAGAGUUGCAAUCCUUGAAUAGACUUCCUCUUCCAAAGCCUGAAAUUCUCUCAGGUAACCCUCUUGACUACACGGCAUGGAGGCGAAGCUACGAUGCAUUGACUGAACAUCGUGGAAUUCCUAUGGCAGAGAGAUUCUACUUUGUCUUGAAAUACCUGACAGGUGAGCCGAAAUCCUUGAUAGAAGGCUACUCUAUGAUCGGCGAUGGCAGAGGUUACCUUAAUGCGAAGGAAGCGUUUGAACAGAGAUAUGGGGAUCCAUUUGUAGUUUCAAAUGCUUACAGAGACAAGCUGGAUGCUUGGCCCAAGGUAGGAUCAAGAGACUCCUUUGGACUCAGGAGAUUCGGAGACUUCCUGAAACAAUGUGAUGCAGCAUCUAAGUAUGUUCCCCACUUGAAUCAUCUUGAUGACGAACGGGAAAAUCAAAACCUACUGAGGAAACUCCCUGAAUGGCUAGUUGUGAAAUGGGGAAGGAAGGUUGUUCAGUGGAGACAGGAUUGGAAAACCUUUCCACCGUUUGCCAUCUUCACAGAGUUCAUUGACGAAGAGGCAACUGUUGCUUGUGAUCCCGUCACCUCUCUUCAAUCUAUGCAGACCUCAAAGGAAAGGAAGAGGUCAACUCAUUCUCGAUCUCAACAGACUGGAACACACAAUCACAAAGAGGGCUCUGCUGAGGAGAAAUAUCUGUCAUGUUUCUUCUGCAAGGGUCAAAACCCUAUUACUGAAUGUUCCUCGUUCAAUUCAGAAACGAUGCAGAAGAAGAGACAGACUAUUAAGGACAAUGGUCUCUGCUUUGGUUGCUUGAGAAAGGGACACAUGUCAAAGAGAUGCAAGAAAAGAAAUACAUGCUCCGUAUGUAAAGGAAAGCAUCCAACUGCUCUACAUGUACAUGAUGACAAAUGGAAGGAGAAGCAUCGGGAUGCUACCAACAGAGAGGGAGUAGUAGUAAAGAAACUCUGGAAUCAAAUCCUCAUGCUUCCCAGUCAGAUUCCUGUCAUUCUAUGA